This is a messenger RNA of Amborella trichopoda, 2872 nucleotides long. Its product is annotated as putative metal-nicotianamine transporter YSL12. Gene Ontology annotation, molecular function: oligopeptide transmembrane transporter activity. The record is from RefSeq and is a predicted model, not a curated record. Lineage: Eukaryota; Viridiplantae; Streptophyta; Magnoliopsida; Amborellales; Amborellaceae. Gene Ontology annotation, cellular component: membrane.
AAAAAAUAUAGACAAAAGAAGGCCAGUAUACCGUAGAGUGACAGCUGCCAUGGUUUUUCUAUACUUGAUAAAAUAUCAAACUAUACUAUGCACCAAACUAACCUACCCUAUUUUUCUUUUUUUUUCUAGUAGUCAGCACUUUCCACUAAAAAAACAUACUUAUCUUGAAAAGUUUUCUUUAAAAGGAUAAAAAAAGAGCAAAAAAAUAUCUAUGAGCCCUUUCUAGAUUUUCUUUUAGUGAAAACUUGUGGCCCAUGCGCUGAAAAAGCAGAAAAAGCGAAACAGACAAAUGGCUUUCUGAGUGGGCAUAUUCAGCAUGUCCUGCCUCCAAAUUCCAGGGAAGACUCAUCUCUCUCUAAAUGCAUGUCUAGUGAAGGCUUCUUUCUCUCUCUCUCAAUUCUUUUAUAGCUUAGAUUCUGGUGAAGUGAAACCUGCAAGUAGGGCCCAUGAACAUGGAUGGAGAUGACGCCAUGAAGAAGAAGGAUGAUGAUGCAUCAAUGGAGGAAGAUGCAUUUGCAGGUGUUGAGGUCCCUAAAUGGAGGGACCAAAUUACAGUGAGAGGUUUGGUUGUGAGCUUUGCCAUGGGGUCUCUCUUCUGCUUAACAAUACAAAAGCUUUUAUUGACAACUGGUAUUAUACCUGGAUUCAAUAUGGCUGCUGGCUUGAUUGGGUUCUUUCUUGUGAAGACAUGGAAUAAGCUUUUGGAGAAGGUGGGUGUGGUUACAAAGCCAUUUACAAGGCAGGAGAACACAGUCAUUCAAACUUGUGUGAUUGCUUGCUGUGGAAUUGCAGUUAGUGGGGGAUUUGGGACUUACAUCAUUGCCAUGGACGAAAGGAGCAGAAAUCAAAGUGGGCCAACUGAUUUUCGUCCCAAUGGACCUUCUAGUGUUAAGAACCCACAAUUAACAUGGCUCUAUGCUUUUAUCAUCACAGUGAGCUUUGUGGGACUUUUCUCUGUUGUUCCUCUGAGAAGGAUCAUGAUUAUAGAUUACAAGCUUCCUUACCCCAGUGGGACUGCUACUGCAGUUCUUAUAAACAGCUUUCACACUCCCAAAGAUGAAAAUAAAGCAAAGAAGCAAAUUAAAAUCCUUGGGAAGUACUUUACAAUCAGCUUCCUGUGGAGCUUCUUCAAAUGGUUCUACAGUGGUGAUGGGGACUGUGGGUUUGGAAAUUUCCCCAUCUUAGGCUUGAAAGCACAAGAGAAUGGGUUUUAUUUUGAUAUGAGUCUCACAUAUGUUGGAACUGGAAUGAUUUGUCCCCACCUAAUUAACAUCUCACUCUUGCUUGGUGGAACUAUUUCUUGGGGUCUAUUGUGGCCCCUUCUCAAAACAAAAGAGGGGGAUUGGUACCCAGCAGGCCUUAAGGAAAGAGAUAUAAAGGGCCUGUCUGGCUACAAGGCUUUCAUUGCCAUGGCACUAAUUCUUGGAGAUGGGCUUUACAACUUGCUCAAGAUAUUGGCAGUCACUAUCAUUGCCUUCUACAAACAACAAAAAAAGAAGCAAAUGGCGACGCUUCCGCUCUCACAUGACAAGCCAGAGGAGGCCCUACCGCCUCUCGAGGCACAACGCAAUGAGAUCUUCAUGAAGGACCGCGUACCUCUGUGGUUUGCCGCCUCAGGCUACACCGCACUUGCUGCCAUCUCCAUGGGCGUAAUCCCAAAGCUCUUCCCCUCUGCAAAAUGGUACUACAUCCUUAUCUCCUACCUCAUUGCCCCUGUUAUGGGGUUUUGCAAUGCCUAUGGUUGUGGCCUUACAGACUGCAGCCUAGUCAGCACGUAUGGAAAAAUUGGCAUCUUCAUUUUCGCAGCUUGGGCUGGUCAAGAUGGUGGGGUCUUAGCUGGUCUCGCCCUUUGUGGGGUCAUGAUGAUCAUAGUGCAGACAGCCUCAGACCUAAUGCAAGAUUUCAAGACUGGGUACCUCACCCUAUCUUCACCAAGGUCCAUGUUUGCUGGCCAGAUCUUGGGAACCCUCAUGGGCUGCAUCUUGGCUCCACUGACCUUUUGGCUCUUUUGGGUAGCCUUUGAUGUGGGGAUCUCAAAGGAAUACCAAACUCCAUAUGCUGUAGUUUAUAGAGAGAUGGCCCUUUUGGGGAUUGGUGGGGUCUCCACUCUCCCUAAGCACUGCCUCUCUCUGUCUUGUGGCUUCUUUGCUUUCUCUCUAUUAACAAACUUCAUCAAGGACUUACUUCCAAAGAAGGUGUCCAUGUACAUUCCCAUACCCAUGGCCAUGGCCAUACCAUUCUUUAUAGGCCCGUAUUUCGGCAUCGACAUGGCAUUGGGUUCGUUGGUAAAUGCAGUAUGGGGUCGACUAAAUAAGAGAGAAGCCGAUCUCUUAGGGCCAGCUGUGGCUUCAGGAUUGAUAUGUGGAGAUGGGAUAUGGACUCUUCCAGCUGCUGUGCUUGCAUUGGCUAAGGUGAACCCAUCAAUAUGCAUGGCCUUUUUAUUUAGAGGUCAAGCUGCGAAACUCUCAGGUUAGCAGUGGGAAUGGACCCAUAUGUUUGAUGAUAUGCAUUUGUAGUCAAGUUUGGUUGGUUUAAGGUAAGCAUAUUGAUAGUUCGAUAGUAUCGGUUGGUUCUAAUGGCAAUUUGAAGUGAGUGUCUAAGAGUUGGAUGCAAGAUAAACGGGUGGGGAUUUUUUAUCAGUGCUCUUCUUUGGGUUCUCUCUAACAGGUAAAUGUCAGAAAUGUCAAAGAAGCAUAGUUUUCAGGUUUUUCUACUCUCUCUCUCUCUCUCUCUAUUGUGGUGUACCCAUGGGAGCUGAACCAUUGAACAUCUUACCCAUUUACAACUAUCUCAUCUCCUGGUCAUAUUCCUGAUCAUGUGCCUUUCUGUGGGUAUCUUAGAAUUAAAUCAAAAGAUAGUGUAUAAUCUUUAA